Pristis pectinata (smalltooth sawfish) is the source of this 3380-nucleotide messenger RNA. RefSeq names its product coagulation factor XIII A chain-like. The transcript is spliced from 15 exons. NCBI's taxonomy places the organism in Eukaryota, Metazoa, Chordata, Chondrichthyes, Rhinopristiformes, Pristidae. Gene Ontology annotation, molecular function: protein-glutamine gamma-glutamyltransferase activity. Bases 137 to 2344 code for a protein of 735 amino acids. The record is from RefSeq and is a predicted model, not a curated record. Gene Ontology annotation, biological process: peptide cross-linking; blood coagulation, fibrin clot formation.
AACAAGUUAGGAAACGGUGAUGGGGGCUGGGUUUCGGCUCUAUAUAAGAGAUGGGCAGUCAGGAUUCCGAAACUAACCUUAUCUCGGACCGCCUCCGUAACGUCCUCUCUCUGACACAGGUUUGAACAUUAGAGAGAUGUCUGAACCAAGCACCAAUAAUCCAAACAGAAGAAAGCCAUUGACUUCAUACAUUGGGCGGCAGGCCAUCCCUUCCAAUUAUUCCAAUGCUGAAGAGAAUGCCAUCCCUGACUUUCAGUAUUUUGGAAUGACUCCUAGAACACCACCUAAUCUGCAAGGUUUCCUUGAAAUUUGGGGCGUAGAUAUGCACCCAAAUCCGGAUGACAUUAACAAGAAACAGCAUCACACGGAACUCUACAACUCCAAUAACCUGAUUGUGAGACGUGGACAGCCCUUCCAGAUCACCGUCACUACAAACCGGCCCUACAAAGCGGAAAAGGACAAGCUCUGGAUUGAGCUUUUGAUUGGUCGCUACCCAAAUAUCACCAAAGGAACUUAUAUUCCAAUUUACAUACAAGAGGAGUUGGAGAGAGGAAAAUGGGGAGCCAAAGUCAAGUCUGUCUUGGGAAACAACCUCAGCCUCACAGUCUUGUCUCCCCCAGACUGUAUCGUGGGAAGAUUCAGAGUGUAUGUUGCCAUAAUGACCCCGGUUGGAAUCCGCAGGAGUGUUCGGGAUAAGACAACGGAUAUCUAUUUCAUCUUUAACCCUUGGUGUGAAGAGGAUGCCGUGUACCUCAGUGAUGCUGCUGAAAGAGAGGAGUACGUCUUAAAUGAUGUCGGCUGCAUUUACUAUGGGAAGUUUGAAGAAAUAACAACCAGAUCUUGGAUUUUUGGACAGUUUGAAAGCAAUAUAUUGGACGCAUGUAUCUACAUAAUGGACAGAGCCCAGAUGCCUCUGCAAACAAGAGGGUGCCCAAUCAAAGUGUGCCGUGUUGCAUCUGCCAUGAUUAACUCGAAAGAUGAUGACGGUGUUCUUGUUGGAAAUUGGAGCGGGCAAUACGAGAAUGGAGUGGCUCCCACGGCCUGGAAUAGCAGCGUGGAAAUCUUGUUAAAGUAUUUCGAGACUAAGUGGCCUGUUUGUUAUGGACAGUGCUGGGUCUUUGCUGCAGUUUUAAACACAGUCCUUCGGUGCUUGGGAUUACCAGCUAGAGUGGUGACAAACUUCUCCUCCGCCCACGAUAAUGAUGCCAAUUUGAGCACUGACAUUAUUCUGGAUCCAGACGGAAAUAAACUCGUAGAAUUAACCAAGGACUCAAUCUGGAACUACCAUUGCUGGAAUGAGGCCUGGAUGACCAGGUCAGAUCUUCCACCAGGUUAUGGUGGUUGGCAAGCUGUGGAUGCCACACCUCAAGAAACAAGUGAAGGCAUGUACAGAUGUGGGCCAGUCUCUGUUAAGGCCAUAAAACAGGGGAAGGUUUUCCUUCCAUUUGAUGGACCUUUCGUUUAUGCAGAGGUAAACAGUGAUGUUGUAUAUUGGACCAAACAGAAGGAUGGUUCCCUGACGAAAGGGGACGUGAAAACUGAUGAAGUUGGCAAGUUGAUUCUGACCAAGGAGGUUGGGUCUGAUAUGAGGAAGAAUAUCACGGAUCUGUAUAAAUACCCAGAAGGCAGCCAGGAGGAGAGAUUGGCCCAGGACACAGCCAUCCAGUACGGAAUUAAGAAAGAAGAAGUUGUAGCUGAAUUGCCAAAAGAUGUCUCAGUGGACAUAGAAGUGGCUAAGAACGUCGUAGUGGGCACCGACUUCAAGAUCAGCCUGAAGAUCAGAAACAACAGCAAUGCAAGACGAAACCUCAAGAUCCAACUCUCCGGCUAUGUCGUGUUCUACACGGGAGUCCCAAAAGUCCAAGUUACCGAUGAAACGAUUGAAGUGGAAGUGGAGCCUAAUCAGGUCCAUCAGACAACAGUGCAAAUCAAGUCAGAGGACUAUGAGGAUGAGCUGGUUGAACAGUCCACUCUGGAGUUCCUCGUCACUGGUCAUGUCGUUGAGACUGGGCAGAAUUUGGUUACCCAGAAGGUUGUUACCCUACAGAUUCCAAAGCUGGAUAUAACGGUUGAAGGAGAAGUAGCCUUUGGGAAUGAAGUGACUCUCACCUUUCAGUUUACAAACCCUUUCCAAAAGCCUCUGGAAUAUUUGGUUCUCCGCAUUGAUGGACUGGAUUACCUCAAACCAAAGCUAAAGUUAUUCAGUAUACUCCCUGAGAAUGGGACCCUGAUAACGAAGGAGUCCGUUGUACUGAAGAAAUAUGGUCAGUGGAAGGUGAUAGCCAGUCUUGAUUGCACUGCACUCAGGCAGGUCGUCGGUGAGCUGCAAUUAAAUGUCCAAUAAGGGAAGGAGCACAGAGUGACUGAAAAUCAAUUUCACCAAGUCACACAGGUAUCAGGGAGGAGGAACCAGGAGCAUGUAUUGAAUGGUGUUUGAAAGGGAAUUUCCUGUUUUUUUUACUAAUACUGCCGCGCCUCUGUAUAUUUCUUCUAUGGAAUAGGUUUCAGCACUUCAGAAUUUAUCCUUGCUAUCUUUUACAUAUCUGCACAGCAAUAUUUUCUUAUCUUUGAAGUGGCUGUUUUGUUAUAUUUUGAGAAGUAUUUAUAAACCAAAAUAAGGUUUAUGUCAAUAUGCUACUAUUCCUUUCACUGUGGCUUUAGGGUCCAGAAGGCUUUUUUUAAAGUAGCAUUGCCAACUAAAAAAUGUAAUGGAAAACUUGGAUCAGAUGAAAUACACGCUCACAGCCAUGACUAUUACCUUCUUGCUUCCUUGCCCCUUGAGAUUGUUUCAUGCCCUUGUUUCAGUGUCAGCUGUGGCUCAGAGUGUAGUGUUGUCACUGAGUCAGUAGGCAUGAGGGCUAGGCUGAGUUGCUGGUGUAGUACUGAGGGACAUGAUCUUCUGGGUGAGACAAUUAAACCAAGCCCCAUCUGCUCUUUGAGAGAUGUAAGACAUUCCCAUCUGGUGAUGGCAGAGUUGAUGGCUUCUGGCCGGGCUAUUUAUCUGAAAUGCUAGUUCUGUUUCUCUCUUCUGCCAGACCUGCUGACCAUUUCUAGCCUUUUCUGUUCAUUUCAGACUUCAAGCUUCCAUGUUAUUUUGCUUUUGUUACAAAGGUUAUAACCAGUUGAACACAAACAUAUUCACAGCAAGCAGCCUUAUCUGAUGGAAGCCCAUAUUAAGAUAUAAAGGGCUGGCAGAAAUUGCAGACCGGUGGGGUUCCAUGCCAAAAGAACAUUUUCAUAAAUAUCUCAUCAAUAAGUAUCAUAUUAAUGUAUAUUGUAAUACUGUAAUACAUAUUAAUGCUAAAGCUUUGUCUUAACAUACUACAUUCAUUCCUUCAAUACACACAAUUAUUAUUCUGAGCUGGCUGCUAAUAAAACUA